GCAGGGAGCGGGUGCUGCGUGGUGCUAAGCCCCUGUGCGCUGCCCCACACCCAAGUGCUUUACCUUGAAUAAAGCUGGGCGGAGUGUGCCUGGGGUGUGGGGUGACUUGGGGUGGGGGGGACAGACGGACCAGGAGGACGACGACAGACAGGUCACCCUACCGUUCCUUAGCCCCGCUCCCUGGCAUGGCUGCCCUGCCCGGGGGUGGGUGUAGAGCGGGGGGAAGGCGCUGCAGUCCCGGCCCCCCCCCGCCCCGUCCCGGCCCCGUUGUGCCGCCGCGGGUGGGAGCCGCGGCCGGGCCACCCACGUGGAGGCCGCGGGGGCGCUGCCCCGUGGCCACGCCCCUUUCGCCACAAGCCACGCCCCUCCCGGGCGUCGCCACGCCCCGCGGGGGCGGAACCACCCGGGACCGCGGCAGCCGCGUGGGGACGCGCCACGGACCGGGGGGGGUACGGCCCGUCUGCCGCCGGUGUCCCCGCGCUCUGCCCUCGCCGGGCCCCGUACUGCCGUGUCGCAGCCUUUCCCUGCCCGUGGGCACGGCCCGCCGCGCCGGGACGCCCGAUCCUGCGUGGCACAGCCACCCUCCUGCCGGCACCUCCCGGCUGCUGCGUGCCCGCUUGGUGCCCUCCUGUGGUUGCUGUCCCCACGCGUGGGCCCAGACAGGGCCCUCCUGUGGCUGCUGUCCCCACGCGUGUCCCCAGACACCGCUGUCCUGUCCUACCGCCGUUCCCAGGGCUGUCCCCCGGACGGUCCUGCCCGAGGCUGUGAGCUUCCUCCCAGCAGUGCCCUCCUCCGCCCAACCAAGGGCCGAUGCCCUUCACUUCCCCAGCGGCACCCGCCCGGCCCGGCUUAUGUCCGUCACCGUGACCUCGGCCUCCCCACCCGGCCCGUGUCUGUUUGUCUUUCCAGCCCAGCUCAUCGCCAGCCCGUCACCGGGUGUUGACUCUGCGCAUUCCUCCCCAGCCGGGAGUCAUUCACCGGGACUGGCACGCUGCCAUCCCCGCUCCCGGGCCGCCGUGCUGGGCUCCGUCUGGUGAUAACUUUGAGGACUUCACGUGAGGAGGAGGGAGAGGUGACCCUUGGUGACAGGCACCACCUGGGAACCGGGGUGUGGAUUAAUGCUGGCUCCAGCUUAGGCUGGGGAUAAAAGCGUCGAGGUCUGCCCCGGUCUCAGCCUGUCUCAGCUCUCCCCAGGUAGCACUGAGACCCAUCCUGCACCUGCCGGCACCAUGGCAUUGGGGUGGUCCUGCUGGGUCCUUCUGCUGCUCCUGCCUGUCCUGGCCCACGCUGGGGGGCCCGGCCCUGUCCUCAUCAAUCGUCCCUUCGUCACCAUCUGGAACAUCCCCACUGAGCGCUGCGCCCAGAAGUACAACAUCCACCUCAACCUGGAGAUCUUCGAUGUGUUGGCCAACGACCAGCAGUCCUUCAUCGGGCAGGACAUCACCCUCUUCUACAGCAAAGAUCUGGGACUCCUCCCCUACUACGCCUCUGAUGGGGUGGCAGUGAAUGGGGGGCUCCCCCAAAAUGCCAGCCUGGAAGCCCACCUCCACCAGGCCGCCCGGGACAUUGAGACCACCUUGCCCAGCCCUGCCUACGAUGGGCUAGCUGUCAUCGACUGGGAGAAGUGGCGCCCGCUGUGGGUCCGCAACUGGGGCCCCAUGGACAUCUACCGGCAGAAGUCAGAGGGGCUGGUGCGGCAACAGCACCCGCAGUGGCCCCCCCAGCAGGUGAAGAAGGAGGCCAAGAGGCAGUUUGAGAAAAGUGCCCGUGACUUCAUGGAGCGGACCCUGCAGCUGGGUGAGAAGCUCCGUCCCAACGGCUACUGGGGUUUCUAUGGCUUCCCCAACUGCUACAACAACGACUUCCACAGCCAGCCCUUCACCGGGAUGUGUCCAGCAGUGGAGCAGCAGAGGAACCAGGAGCUGCAGUGGCUCUGGAAGAGCAGCCGGGCGCUCUACCCGAGCAUCUACCUGCCCCCCGUCUUGAAUGGCACCAACAAGGCACUUGCCUAUGUCCGGCACCGUGUGGCUGAGGCCUUUGCCGUCCAGCGUGGCGUCCUCGACAGAGGCAUCCCCGUCCUGCCCUACUCCCAGAUCGCCUUCAGCAGCACCGUCGACUUCCUCUCCCAGGAGGACCUGGUGAACACCAUUGGGGAAAGCGCAGCUCAGGGUGCCUCUGGCAUCAUCCUCUGGGGCAGCCUCAACUACAGCAGCUCCAAGGAGAUGUGCCUGCGGCUGAAGGACUACUUGGAGGGGCCCCUGGGCCACUACAUCGUCAACGUGACAGCCAGCGCUGAUCUGUGCAGCCAGAGCCUGUGCUCCGGCCGGGGUCGCUGCGUACGCCAGGAGGGCAAGCAGGGCUUCCUCCACCUCGACCCCUCCCGCUUCGCCAUCGACCUGCAAGCCGGCAAGCCCUGGCUGGUCGCACAGAGCCUGGAAUCCAACGGCGACGAUGUCUUCCGGCUGGCCCAGGAGUUCAGCUGCCAGUGCUAUGACAAGUGGCAGGGACCUCGCUGCGACAUCCCGGGCUUUGCCGAGUGAGCUCCCCCACCGCACCGGGGACACCGGGCAGGGGAGGGUGACCAGAGGGACCCUCCCCAUGGGGCUGGGAACCCGGCCGUGGGGGCUGCUAAUAAAACGAGUAAGCACCUGCAA
Messenger RNA from Chroicocephalus ridibundus (black-headed gull), 2654 nucleotides. It is a transcript of the gene HYAL1, whose product is annotated as hyaluronidase 1. Gene Ontology annotation, molecular function: hyalurononglucosaminidase activity. Gene Ontology annotation, biological process: carbohydrate metabolic process; hyaluronan catabolic process. The record is from RefSeq and is a predicted model, not a curated record. Gene Ontology annotation, cellular component: cytoplasmic vesicle. The transcript is spliced from 3 exons. Lineage: Eukaryota; Metazoa; Chordata; Aves; Charadriiformes; Laridae. The coding region runs from base 1230 to 2540 and encodes 436 amino acids.